AUCCUGGAAGCAGCCGCGGCACCUUCCGAUCUCCAGCUGUAAAUUACCCCGAAAUUUUGAAAAAGGAACGAUCCUGAUCUCACCAUCUUCAUCUUCAUCUCCAUCUUCUUCUUAGCUAGAGAGGGGGAGAGAGAAGGCACAACCAGACCAGAACCACCUGAUCUUCACAGUAGUGACCCACACGAGAUAUUGACUGUUUCAUCCUCCCCUCCUCUCUCUCUCUUUUGCCUUUGUGUAUAAGCUAAGCUAAAGCCAAAGCCAAAGCCAAAGCGAUACCCUACACGAAACAGAACACCAAACGCCAAAGGGCCGAAGCUCCUCCGUCCACCGCCCUCUCUCCUCCGUAUAAAAAGCCCCACCUCCGCCAAACCUCCUCCUCCUCCUCCUCCUCCAUCCCCUUCACACACCCCCCCAUAUGUUGUUGAUCGGUCAUCGUGGUCUACCAUGAGCAACAUCCCCAGAUCCUUCACCGACUCCUCCUUCACCCUCUUCCAGCUCGCCAUCUCCUCCUCCGACCCUUGGCCCUUCUCUCUCCUCUCCCUCUAGCAGUCGUCCCCUCGACCCCGGCUCGCUCGCUCGGCGCCUCUCUCUGCCACUGUCUCUCUGUCUGGUUUCUUCCUCUCUCUUUUUUUUUUGCUCUCUCGCUCUUUCUAGCGGCCGGCGAUGGGAAGCGGAGACAAGCUGUUCCACCUGCACUUGCCCCACCACCACCACCACCAGCGGCAGGAGCACGACGUGCCGAAGGGGUGCCUGGCGGUGAUGGUGGGGCAGGGCGAGGGGGAGAGGAGGAGGUUCGUGAUACCGGUGAUGUACGUGAACCACCCGCGGUUCGUGCAGCUCCUCAAGGAGGCCGAGGAGGAGUUCGGCUUCGACCAGAAGGGGCCCAUCACCAUCCCCUGCCACGUGGAGGAGUUCCGCUCCGUCCAGGAAUCCAUCGACCGGGAGAGCUCCCCCCACCACCACCACCACCACCACCCUUCCCUCGGCGGCUGGCACGGCCACCACCACGCGUGGUGCUUCAGGGUUUGAUCACAUGGACACCAUGUUUUUUUCUUAUCACCACACGCUAGGGCUUCCUUUCGUUGUUAUAGAUCGUUCUUGGUCUGUCGAACGUCGGUCGAUGAUGCGUGAAUCACUUCUGCAACUGUGAAGAAUCACCAUUUUUCCUUUUC
Syzygium oleosum is the source of this 1172-nucleotide messenger RNA. RefSeq names its product auxin-responsive protein SAUR32-like. The transcript has a single exon. The record is from RefSeq and is a predicted model, not a curated record. NCBI's taxonomy places the organism in Eukaryota, Viridiplantae, Streptophyta, Magnoliopsida, Myrtales, Myrtaceae. Gene Ontology annotation, biological process: response to auxin. The coding region runs from base 664 to 1029 and encodes 121 amino acids.